AUGAUGGAUGUCGUCGCCCAGCGCAGCCUCAGUUCUCCCAUCACCAACUUCUCAUCACUAUCGUUGCCGUCGCAGCCAGGAUCUCUUAACUGGCCAUUCGACGCGCAGUCUUGCUCUGCCCUCGCCUGGGCUCCUGAUCCUCGCAUCUUCGACUUCAAUCCUCAGGCCUUUGCUGUAAAGGCACCUGCGACUCGACGGAAACCCACUGGGCGGCGCCCGCGCCAGCCCGCCGCGAUCUACACAUCCAAGGCCAAAGCCAAGGCUACAGCCGCGUCUACGUCCGCGACGAGCGCUUCAUCCUCUGCUGUCUCGUCAGCGACAACUUCACCUUCUUCCUCCAGGGGCAUCUCCCCGCGCUCCAAACCCAAGAUGCCCGGACGACCUCCGAAGCGACCCGCCAGCAACGGCGAAGACGACGGCCCCAUCCAGGCUCCAGGCAAGGUGAAGCUGCCGAGGCUGGAGCGCGGCCCUGACGACUUCUCCAGCGUUGUCAAGAACCGAUUGCAGUCGUAUACGCGUACGGGACAAGCUUGCGACCGGUGCAAGGUUCGCAAGAUCCGAUGCGAUGCUCUUCCAGAGGGAUGUUCCCAUUGCACCAACCAGAACCUCGAGUGUUAUGUCACAGACCGCGUCACAGGGCGCACCGAGCGCAGAGGAUAUCUGCAAGAGUUGGAGAGGGAAAAGAGCGACAUGUUGUCACAUAUCCGCAACCUCGAGAAGCUGCUAGGCGACAAUGGCGUCGAGGUCAAGCCCUGGCAAUGGGCCCCCUACGCGCAGUAUCCUCCUGGCGUGUCCUUUGACGACAUGGGAAAUCCGAUUCCUGAUCCAAAUACGGGCGACACAUGGUCACAGGUUGGAAGCGCAUGGGUCAAGAACAACUCGGCUAAGCCAAAGUUCACGCCCAGCUUCCCUCGAAGUCUCUUGGAGUCACGGCCCCAGGAGAGUCAUCUUGGAGUUGGAGGCGACAGUGCCCCUCUGAGCUCCAUCAAGGGAACUCGAUUGUCCAUCCUUGGCAUGACAGUUGAUCUCGCCUCGUUCAAGGCCGCAGACAUGGACGAGCCUCCAGCUGAUGCAGCCGUGUCUGCACCGUUGUACAACAAGUCCCCUCAAGCCCUUCUGCAGUCCAUCAUGAACGUCAAUCCUCCUCAGCAUGUCGAAAUGCCAUCACGCAGCGAUGCCUUUACUUAUGCGGAUUGGUACUUUCUCACUCUGUCUGCCUUCCUCCCUAUCCUUCACAAGCCCUCCUUUAUGCAAUUGUUGACACGCAUGUACGAUGAACCUAAUUUCAAGCCAACCGUGGCCGAAUCCGUCAUUGUUCACAUGGUGUUUGCCAUGAUCUACUUUCAUUAUGGCACUCGAAACUGGCAGCAGGCUGAUCAGUGCACUCGACUGAACGAGUCGUCCAACAAACAUUACCAUUUUGCACUCAGCAAGUUCUUUGAGCUGACAUGUUCCCGCGACUUGGCCUCAGUCCAGGCCAUGGCUAUGAUUGCGGUGCAUACCAGAGCUUUCCCCAAGCCUGGUUGUGUCUCAAUCAUUGCUAAUUUGGCUCUGCAACGCGCCCUUGAGAUGAAUCUCCAUCGAGAGUCGAGGAAGCCUGGCGAGCCUACGAAUCUUCAGCACGAAUUGCGCAAGAGAGCGUUCUGGGUCAUCAUGACUGUCUACAUCGCUGUUGCCGGGCGUCGUGGAAGGCCGAUGCCCAUUACGGUUGAGGAAUUCGACGUCGGCUUCCCCGAGCCCAUCGCUGACGAGCUUUUGUCGGAUGAAGGCGUCGAUACGUCCCGCUCCAUCCCCUGCGGAUACUGGCCAGGCAUUGUCAGCUUCAAAAUCAUCCCCAUCUACCUGGAGAUGUACUCCAACGUCUACAGCGUCAAGAGGGAUCCACAGAAUUAUGUCAGUGUGGUCAACGCUCUGGAAACCCAGAUCAAGAACUGGGAAGAUGAGCUGCCUAAUUCUCUUAAGAUGGACCAUUCUGAACAGACUGAGAUGACUCGCAUGCCUGCUCUUUACUGCAAGACAUGGGCGCUCGAGUUCCGUCUUUGUCUGCGUCAUCCUUCGGUGGCUAUGACUACUGACAAGAAGAUGAUGGCUGAGAACAUGGCCAUCUGCGAGGAUGUCUCGAGGAGAAUGCUUCACUGCCAACUCGAGAUUCAGAAGCACAAGUGUCUCGACACAACAUGGUACCAGACUUCCAUGUACACGGCUGGAGUCUUCAUGCUUCUCGUGGCCAUGUGGGAGAGGCGCUUUGAGACGACUCCAGAGGCCAUUGCCACUUUACGGGAGGAGAUGAACGGUUGGGUCGGCAUUCUCGAGGAGGUUGGUUCCUUGCUCGGCUCGGGACCUAAUCUCAGUGCUGAGAUUAGAAACAUCAUUGACCGCACCAUUGCUUGGAUCGAGCAUGACAUGCGCAACAAGGAGAACAAGGAGAGUCAGCCAGCUGUGACGCCCGAGAUCAAGCAAGAGCCUGCUCAGGCCUCGGCUUACACUGCCCCCCAAGUUCAAUCCGCGCCUACAAGCGGAGGAAGCCAGGAGGUGCCGUCAUCGAAAGGCUACUUUCCAGACGCAGGCCUCAACGGGCAGACACCAUAUCCCGCCUUGGCUUACAACGAGCACACGCAAAGCACAAUGGCUCCAUCGGCUUAUGAGACCGAGGCCAUGUUCUACAGCACCAGUGCUCAGGCAGCGGCCGCAGCGGUAGCAGCAACAGCAAUUCCGACAUCUGCCUCGCAGGCGAACCCACUGCUUGCCUUCACCACGCAAUCGACACAGCAAGUGGCGUCUCAACCCACGGCCGACAUGCUAUGGCAAGGCCGCGGAAACACUUGGCACGACUGGACUACCGCCAUUGCCGAUAAUCAGGAUCGGUAUAGUGCGUCGGCACUCUUGACGCUCGGAGGCGCCACACGUGAUGCCACUUCGGGCGCGGGCGUCCCAGGCGUCACAGCCGGACCCUCAACGAACGAUAUGACCAGCAUUCAACAGGGCCAAUGGCCUUUGAUGCUGUUUGACCAUGUGGCGUCAAAUGGGUCUUGA
Fusarium vanettenii 77-13-4 is the source of this 3033-nucleotide messenger RNA. RefSeq lists its product as uncharacterized. Gene Ontology annotation, molecular function: DNA binding; DNA-binding transcription factor activity, RNA polymerase II-specific; zinc ion binding. Gene Ontology annotation, biological process: regulation of DNA-templated transcription; DNA-templated transcription. NCBI's taxonomy places the organism in Eukaryota, Fungi, Ascomycota, Sordariomycetes, Hypocreales, Nectriaceae. The record is from RefSeq and is a predicted model, not a curated record. The transcript is spliced from 4 exons. Bases 1 to 3033 code for a protein of 1010 amino acids.